AGAGGAAAACAUGGCGGAAAACAAAGGCGGUGGCGAGGCUGAGAGCGGCGGCGGGGGCAGCAGCAGCGCGCCGGUAACUGCCGGGGCCGCCGGGCCCGCGGCGCAGGAGGCGGAGCCGCCUCUCGCCGCGGUGUUGGUGGAGGAGGAGGAGGAGGAAGGCGGCAGGGCCGGCGCGGAGAGCGGCGCGGCCGGGCCCGACGACGGGGGGGUGGCCGCGGCCUCCUCGGGCUCGGCCCCGGCUGCCUCAGCCCCAGCAGCCUCAGUGGGCCCUGGAAUUCCCGGGGGGGCGGUAUCGACGCCGGCCCCAGCUCCGGCUUCGGCUCCUGCUCCGGGUCCCUCGGCGGGGCCGCCUCCUGGUCCGCCAGCCUCGCUCCUGGACACCUGCGCCGUGUGUCAGCAGAGCCUGCAGAGCCGGCGUGAGGCGGAGCCCAAGCUGCUGCCCUGUCUUCACUCUUUCUGCCUGCGCUGUCUGCCGGAGCCCGAGCGCCAACUCAACGUGCCCAUCCCGGGGGGCAGCAACGGCGACAUCCAGCAAGUUGGUGUAAUACGGUGCCCAGUAUGCCGCCAAGAAUGCAGACAGAUAGACCUUGUGGAUAAUUAUUUUGUGAAAGAUACAUCUGAAGCUCCUAGCAGUUCUGAUGAGAAAUCAGAACAGGUAUGUACUAGUUGUGAAGACAAUGCAAGUGCAGUUGGCUUUUGUGUAGAAUGUGGAGAGUGGCUAUGUAAGACAUGUAUUGAAGCACAUCAAAGAGUAAAAUUCACUAAAGAUCACUUGAUCAGGAAGAAAGAAGAUGUCUCAGAGUCUGUUGGAGCAUCUGGUCAGCGCCCUGUUUUCUGCCCUGUACACAAACAAGAACAGUUGAAACUUUUCUGUGAAACAUGUGAUAGGCUGACAUGUAGAGACUGUCAGCUAUUGGAACACAAAGAACAUAGGUAUCAAUUUUUAGAAGAAGCUUUUCAAAACCAGAAAGGUGCAAUUGAGAAUCUACUGGCUAAGCUUCUUGAGAAGAAGAAUUAUGUUCAUUUUGCAGCUACUCAGGUGCAGAAUAGGAUAAAAGAAGUAAAUGAGACUAACAAACGAGUAGAACAGGAAAUUAAAGUGGCCAUUUUCACCCUUAUCAAUGAAAUUAAUAAGAAAGGAAAAUCUCUGUUACAGCAGCUAGAGAAUGUUACAAAAGAAAGACAGAUGAAGUUACUACAGCAACAGAAUGACAUCACAGGCCUUUCCCGGCAGGUGAAGCAUGUUAUGAACUUUACAAACUGGGCAAUUGCUAGUGGUAGCAGCACGGCACUACUGUACAGCAAGCGACUGAUUACUUUUCAAUUGCGCCAUAUUUUGAAAGCACGGUGUGAUCCUGUCCCUGCUGCUAAUGGAGCAAUACGUUUCCAUUGUGAUCCCACCUUCUGGGCAAAGAACGUAGUCAAUUUAGGUAAUCUAGUAAUAGAGAGUAAACCAGCUCCUGGUUAUACUCCUAAUGUUGUAGUUGGGCAAGUUCCGCCAGGGACAAACCACAUUAGUAAAACCCCUGGACAGAUUAACUUAGCACAGCUUCGACUCCAGCACAUGCAACAACAAGUGUAUGCACAGAAACAUCAGCAGUUGCAACAGAUGAGGAUGCAGCAGCCACCUGCACCUGUACCAACAACAACAGCAACAACACAGCAGCACCCUAGACAAGCAGCCCCUCAGAUGUUACAACAACAGCCUCCAAGAUUGAUCAGUGUGCAAGCAAUGCAAAGAGGCAACAUGAACUGUGGAGCUUUCCAAGCCCAUCAGAUGAGAUUGGCUCAGAAUGCUGCCCGAAUACCAGGGAUACCCAGGCACAGUGGCCCUCAGUAUUCCAUGAUGCAGCCACACCUCCAAAGACAACACUCAAACCCAGGGCAUGCUGGACCCUUUCCUGUUGUGUCGGUGCACAACAACCCAGUCAAUCCAACCAGCCCUACUACAGCUACUAUGGCAAAUGCAAAUCGAGGUCCCACCAGCCCAUCUGUUACAGCAAUAGAACUAAUUCCUUCAGUUACCAAUCCAGAAAACCUUCCUUCGCUGCCAGAUAUUCCACCCAUACAGUUGGAAGAUGCUGGUUCAAGUAGUUUAGAUAAUCUACUAAGUAGAUACAUCUCAGGCAGUCACCUACCCCCACAGCCCACAAGCACCAUGAAUCCCUCCCCAGGACCCUCUGCCCUAUCUCCAGGAUCAUCAGGUUUAUCCAAUUCUCACACACCUGUGAGACCCCCUAGUACUUCUAGUACUGGUAGUCGAGGCAGCUGUGGGUCGUCAGGAAGAACUGCAGAGAAGACAAGUCUUAGUUUCAAGUCUGAUCAAGUGAAGGUCAAGCAAGAACCUGGCACUGAAGAUGAAAUAUGUAGCUUUUCAGGAGCUGUGAAACAGGAAAAGACAGAGGAUGGCAGGAGGAGUGCCUGCAUGUUGAGCAGUCCUGAGAGUAGCCUGACACCACCUCUUUCAACUAGCCUGCAUCUAGAGAGUGAGUUGGACGCAUUAGCAGGCCUGGAAAACCACGUGAAAACUGAACCUACAGAUGUGAAUGAAAGCUGCAAACAGUCAGGGCUCAACAGCCUUGUUAAUGGAAAGUCCCCAGUUCGAAGUCUCAUGCACAGGUCGGCAAGGAUUGGAGGAGAUGGCAGCAGCAAAGAUGAUGACCCAAAUGAAGAUUGGUGUGCCGUCUGCCAAAAUGGAGGGGAUCUCUUGUGCUGUGAAAAAUGUCCAAAGGUCUUUCAUCUAACUUGUCAUGUUCCAACACUUCUUAGCUUUCCAAGUGGGGACUGGAUAUGCACAUUUUGCAGAGAUAUAGGGAAACCAGAAGUUGAAUAUGAUUGUGAUAAUUUGCAACAUAGUAAGAAGGGGAAAACUGCACAGGGGUUAAGCCCCGUGGACCAAAGGAAGUGUGAACGUCUUCUGCUUUACCUCUAUUGCCAUGAAUUAAGUAUUGAAUUCCAGGAGCCAGUUCCUGCUUCGAUACCAAACUACUAUAAAAUUAUAAAGAAACCUAUGGAUUUAUCCACCGUGAAAAAGAAGCUUCAGAAAAAACAUUCCCAACACUACCAAAUCCCAGAUGACUUUGUGGCUGAUGUUCGUUUGAUCUUCAAGAACUGUGAAAGGUUUAAUGAAAUGAUGAAAGUUGUUCAAGUUUAUGCAGAAACACAAGAGAUUAAUUUGAAGGCUGAUUCAGAAGUAGCUCAGGCAGGGAAAGCAGUUGCAUUGUACUUUGAAGAUAAACUCACAGAGAUCUACUCAGACAGGACCUUCGCACCUUUGCCAGAGUUUGAGCAGGAAGAGGAUGAUGGUGAGGUAACUGAGGACUCUGAUGAAGACUUUAUACAGCCCCGCAGAAAACGCCUAAAGUCAGAUGAGAGACCAGUACAUAUAAAGUAAAAUGACAUGAACUUAAAUCAAUUGUUUAAAAAAAGAAAAGAAUGAAAAACUUUUAUUUAAGUGUUGCUGGAAUAUCCUGCCUACAGUGGGCACCUCCUUGAAGAAGCUGAUAGCUUUUACACAGUAUUAGAUUGAAAUAAUGGACAGAAAACACAUUCUUGUCAAGAAAGGGGGGAAGGACUCUAUUUGCAACUUUAAAAGUAAAAACAAAAGCGAAAGUAAAAUGAUUUGAAGAUUUCUGUUACCACAGAGAAUGGUUCUGAUUUUUAGAAUGGGCAGAUGUUGAUGAUCACUUGGUAUUGAUUGGUGCAGAUACUGAGUGUUCAAGUACUUAAGGGUCAUGUCACUGGUUAAAUUGUCUCUUUGGAGUAGAGUGCACAAUUAUUAAACCCACUUUUAUGCCUCCCCCUCCACACAUAUACAUACUGGCUUAUUUUCUAGUUAAAAAUCAAAGUUGCUCAGAUUCCACUUUGAUGUCAGUGCAGAUGUGCAUUGCAUCAUGCUGUUAUAUUUUCUCUCAUUUUGAUGCUGUUGGGCCUUAGUUUUAUAUUGGUUUAAAGAACUCAACAAUAGUUUAUUUUCUGUUCAUACUUAAGAGCCUAGGAAACAUGACCAUUGAUCAUCAUUUAAUCAACUUUAAUGUUCUACUGAAAUAAAUAUGGUAACCUUUCAGUAGCAGAUCAUUUACAGUAGUCAUUUCCAGAAGACACUUCCACAGAAUUGCACUUCCAAAUCAAAUCAUCUGAUCAUAGUUAUUCCCGUGAAAGGUAGAAUGUUUGUUUGAAAAUUAAUCUAGUUUUCUGUACAUUUAAAAUUUGAUUGCGAAGGUGACAGCUGGCUCUUAUCCAGUCUUCCUUCAUAUCAGUUUUCUGAUAGACCACUAUUGGCAAACAGUAAUCUGUCAACUACCAAAUGUGUAAAAUUUUCUGUAUUUCACUUUGUCUUAUUUGUAAAUAGUGAACUAAAACUUCUGGCAGAUCAGCAACAUUUGCUGAGCCUGUUUUUUAAGCUAAUAUGUAUUCUUACUAAUGUUCCUAUCAAGAAUGGAUUUGUAAUAUAUGCUGUCUAUUUCUAAUGUUCACAUUCAUAUUUUGAGGUUCUAUCUUAUUUUAAUAGAGAACAGACUUCUCAGAAAAUCUUCAGAAGCAGCUUAUUAUUAAAAUAUCAAAAUAUUGAAAUAAACCCGGUGGGGUUAGAGUACUCAUCCGUCCACCAAGUGGGACAUUUGCAUGGACUGGGGGCUUAAAGGACGUAGAAGAGACCUGUAAGUAUAUCCUGAAAAUGAGCCAAUCAAUCCCCACUUGAAUGGUUACUGGAGGAAACCCACCUUUACUACUCUGAUUUUAGCACCCGAGGCAGAUAAACCACCUUGGCUCUGUUUCAUUUUUCUUCUCUUCAUUUGUGAUGCUCAGAUCCAAGAUGCGUGUUCUAGGCUGUGUACAGGCUUCUCUUUUGUUGAGUUAAAAAUUUUAGUCCUACUUUUGUAUGGACAUGUUAGAAUGUAAAGUGACCAAAAUAGAAGACUUUCCAUUAGAUAUUUUUCAGACAUCAGCAGAUUUGUGGCAAAUCAUUUGCCUUUUUAAAAAUUCAGCUUGAACAGUUCAGACAGUAGACUACUCAGAAAAAAUUAUUUGACAUAAUUGUCUAAGAGGUAAAUAUUUUUUAGUGCGUAUUGAAUCAAAUAAAGUGCUCUAAAGAAGUUAUUAUACAAAUUUCUUUGGGUUGUUUUUCUUUUCUUAACAAGUGGUGGGGGUAAAAAUGAAUAUGAUUCAAGCCUUCUGAUGGUAUAUUGGUUUUAUUAUUGCUACUGACUUCAUUCUGUG
This is a messenger RNA of Lagenorhynchus albirostris (white-beaked dolphin), 5217 nucleotides long. It is a transcript of the gene TRIM33, whose product is annotated as tripartite motif containing 33. Gene Ontology annotation, molecular function: protein binding; zinc ion binding. The record is from RefSeq and is a predicted model, not a curated record. Bases 11 to 3394 code for a protein of 1127 amino acids. NCBI's taxonomy places the organism in Eukaryota, Metazoa, Chordata, Mammalia, Artiodactyla, Delphinidae. The transcript has 20 exons.